Heterotrigona itama is the source of this 2119-nucleotide messenger RNA. The record is from the annotation of a GenBank genome assembly. NCBI's taxonomy places the organism in Eukaryota, Metazoa, Arthropoda, Insecta, Hymenoptera, Apidae.
AUGCAGAAGAUGGUUGAAGCGGUAAGGUAGGUAUGUUGGAGCAUUGGAAGGUGGCGCAAUAGAUGUAAAUCGAUGCCCGGAAAUUAGAAAUGCAAAAUCGACAGUGGUGAGACAACAACUUGAAACGAAGGAUCGUAGAAUCUUUGGUGAUUUAUCUCUUUCAUCGGCAUAGUUUCGCACACGUCGGUAGGUGCCUGAGUGUAAAACACACUUUUACCUAAAAUUCAACUUCGAAAUUUUUCUUUCAUCGCAUGUGACACUAUUGUUGUAUCGAUUACGUAAGAGAACGUCCAAGAAAAUUCUAUGCCGCUUACACUCCAUUAAUUUACACCGGAUAACACACGAAAAGCCUCAUUUUUUAGAAGUUUAAUUAAUAAAAACAACACUUCGAUAUUUUAGAAUUGAUGAAAAAACUUUGUUCUCGUCAUGUUCUUUAAACCGUUGCCUUAGAUCGCUCUAUUUUUAUCUCAAUGGAAACCAUGAACCAUGAACUUUUAGGUUAAGAUUAUCAUAUGUAGUAUUUCUUCUAGAGACAAAUAACGAAGACGUUACGUUUGUUUAGUUGGAUUUUACAUUUAGAUAAAAAUGAAUGAAACGAGAUCAACAAUCAAUCUCGCGCUAUGAGAUGUACUUUUUUAUUUUCAUAUAGAGACAUGUGCAAAUGGAGUGAUAAGCGUGCCGCAGAUGUAAUCGCACGUUAAUUCCAGAUUCUAGCCUGAUUGAUAAUAGUUCGAAUUUACGUUAUACAUUGGCGUGGUUUUCUUAUAUUAUGAAUUUCAUUUUUUAAUGUUUCACAAUGAGAAUAUUAGCGUGAUACAAAAUCGACAAUAAUGAAAUAUAAAAUUAAUAAAAUACUCCCAUUAUAUAAAUUAACAUUAUAUAAAUCGUACUAUAGUUAAAUAUGAAAUACCUAAACUUCAUUUUCUAUUUCGCUUACGAUUUUUUAAUAUAGUUUCAGAAACGAACUACGUUUACGUGACAUUUUGUCUCGAUUUAUACAUGAAAUUUUAUCUUGCAUGUGGAAUGUAUUGGCAAAGGUUGGCCAAGAAAAAUUAGUAUACCCUGUGCAACAUUUCAAAAUGUCAAAUUGUAGGAAGCAAAAUUUCAUUGCGUUUCUCUUGUCAUUGACUGAAAAUAUCGUGUAUCAUUAUAUAAAGAUACUUAAAUAUAGGAAAAUAUAAUCUUAGACGGCGCCAAGCCAUAUCUGUGUAAUGGCGCGCAGUAAUGUAGUAGUAACUUUACUAACAAAAAUCGAUUAUAUAGUGGCUCAAUGAUGUAGGGCAACUUUAGUCACGGUUCUUGGUAAGUUUAAUAAAAUGUUAUUCAUAUUGUGGAAGUUAAACAGUGAUAUCUCGAUAUGUGCGUAAUAGUAUUUUUUUAAAUGAACAUACGCAUUUGUCACUUAUCAAUACACCUUCACAUCAUUUACAUAUAUUCUGCGUUUAUUGCGCAUCUUUUGUUGAAAAUUUAAAGAAUUUUAAACUAUCUAUAGAUAUUAAUAAUAUAUCACGUGGAAUAAUUUUAAAAAUUAAUAAAAUGACUUUUAAUUUAACGUAAUUUCAUGAGUGAUUUUAAAAAUUGACGUUGUCACUUCAGAGAUCAAAUACGCAAGGAUCAAUUUCAAUCAUGGCGAAAACGCAUGGUUUACAAAAAUAUAAUCCAAAUUGUUUGUAGCUAAUUUAGAUAUGAUUCAAUUUCAUAUAUACUUCGUUUAUAAAUUUGACACUUUUAUUAUAUGUGUGUGUGUGUGUGUGUAAAUUAUGUAACAACAUACAUAAUUUAUCUAUUCUAUUGUUUUUUCAGAGUACGAAGCAAAGCCGUGGCUUAGAGAUGUAUCUGACUCCUGCCACUCUCUAUGCUCUUAGAUUAUCAUUACAACAGGUAAGCUACAUUUGUUACGUAAUACGCCUCUUCUAGAAAAAUCAGAUCGUUUCAAUCUUAAUCUUGUAUGAAAGAAAUUAAUUCUUUGUUGUAGCCUGCCGUCUCGUCCGUGUUCCGUAGGAAUAUGGUCGAACGCAACAUCACAAAAUCAGCGUGUAUCCUUGCAACUGUUGGCCUAUCUAUGAGCAUAUUUUCUGUCAAGAAAAUGCUAACGUCGAAACACGGUACUCGUUUAUAA